CACCCCACCAUGGCCGAAAACCAUCCUCCCUACAACCAACCCAACACAAUCCAAACCCUCCAGACCAACCAUCCCCAUCCCCAUCCCCAACCACCCAAGCAUUCCCUGCUCACCCGCCUAGCCUCCAACAUCCAGCAAGCCAGCUCCUCCUGCCUCAACAUCCUCACCCGCCCCAGCACCGUCGCGCCGCUCCUCUUCACUUGCAUAUGCCUCGCGCUUGCCUACAAAACCCGAAGCCGCGCGAACACUGCUCUCCGGCGACGGCGAAGGGAUGACGCGCACGCGGAAUCGAUCAGACCGGUGCUGCAGCGAUCCAUGUCCAUUGCGGUGCUCCACGGCGGCCGUUUGGCUUUGCAGAGGAUCAUCGCAGCGCAGGAGGCGAGGCUGAGUGAUGCGAAGCUUGAUCAAGCCGAGGUCGAAUUCCAGAAACUGCUUAAGCCGGUGGAUGGACGGAUGCAGUUCGGCAAGCUGCAGAGCGUGGCAGGAAAGCUAGAGAUGAGCGGGAAAGAGGAGGUGGCGGUGGCGCUGCUAAGAAAGGCGAUGGAGAAGGCCAAACCCCACGAGGCGCAUGAGCUCGAUAUGUUGUUGGUCGAGAUGCUCAUUUACAAGGGAGACUACGAUGAAGCCUUGCGUUGUCCGUGUCUCUAUGAUGAAGGGAUCACUGAUGCUAGAAGUGCUCUUUAUAAGGCAGUAAUUUAUUCUCUGAAAGAUGACAAGAAAGCAGAGGAUUACUACAAAAGUUUUCGAGAAACUCGAAAUAAACUUCAUUGGCCAGAUGCCCCGAAAGAGAAAACUCCUCUCUACGACGUCGUUCAUGAUUUUAAUAAGUUUCAAACCGUCGUAAAAAAUCUGAAGAAGGAGAUCGAACGAGUUAAGGAGAGAAAAGUUAGUAUGCAUGCAUAGAUUUGUAUGAAAGAAGAAGAAAUUGAAGAGUUGAGAGAAUAAGAGAAUGGGUUGGAAAAAUGGUUUUCUAAGGAAGGUUAAGUAGGAUGGAGCUCUUUGAUAUGGCCUGUCUUUGGAAGUUCUCAUCAUAUGGAUUAUUACAUAUUUAUUGUAUAAUUGAAUAUUUUAAUUUUAAAAAAUAAGUUAAA
Phalaenopsis equestris is the source of this 1091-nucleotide messenger RNA. RefSeq lists its product as uncharacterized. The record is from RefSeq and is a predicted model, not a curated record. Lineage: Eukaryota; Viridiplantae; Streptophyta; Magnoliopsida; Asparagales; Orchidaceae. Bases 10 to 903 code for a protein of 297 amino acids. The transcript has 4 exons.